This is a messenger RNA of Myotis myotis, 713 nucleotides long. Its product is annotated as histone H2B type 1-C/E/F/G/I-like. The record is from RefSeq and is a predicted model, not a curated record. Gene Ontology annotation, cellular component: nucleosome. Gene Ontology annotation, molecular function: DNA binding; protein heterodimerization activity; structural constituent of chromatin. NCBI's taxonomy places the organism in Eukaryota, Metazoa, Chordata, Mammalia, Chiroptera, Vespertilionidae. The transcript has 2 exons. The coding region runs from base 52 to 456 and encodes 134 amino acids.
GGGGUCAUUAGUUCUUCUAGUGUGAGCGCCAGUGGGACACCUAUCGCCGUUAUGCCCGAGCCCGCCAAGUCCGCGCCCGCCCCGAAGAAGGGCUCCAAGAAGGCGGUGACCAAGGCGCAGAAGAAGGACGGCAAGAAGCGCAAGCGCAGCCGCAAGGAGAGCUACUCGGUGUACGUGUACAAGGUGCUCAAGCAGGUGCACCCCGACACCGGCAUCUCGUCCAAGGCCAUGGGCAUCAUGAACUCGUUCGUCAACGACAUCUUCGAGCGCAUCGCGGGCGAGGCGUCGCGCCUGGCGCAUUACAACAAGCGCUCGACCAUCACGUCCCGCGAGAUCCAGACGGCCGUGCGCCUGCUGCUGCCCGGCGAGCUGGCCAAGCACGCCGUGUCCGAGGGCACCAAGGCCGUCACCAAGUACACCAGCUCCAAGGCAGAAAUGAAUGCAGAGAAGAAAUGAAUGCAAACAGUAACUGAACAUGUGAAUCAACCCAUAGAGGUUAUGAAAUCCGAAACGUCUGAUCUGCCUGAGAAUAAUUGCUGUGUAUCCCACACGUACCCACCCCCUCCUGGUUCCGGCACAUCGAUUCAUCAAAAGGUCAUUCGCUGAGUGGAGGAGCCCAAACACGGUGUUUUAUUUUAGCUUUCUCAUUUUAUUACUUGUUUCAAUCCUAAAAAUAGACUUUCCUUCUGUCACAAGCCCACUUACUGGGAAUU